Molecule: messenger RNA, 933 nt
Organism: Elephantulus edwardii (Cape elephant shrew)
Lineage: Eukaryota; Metazoa; Chordata; Mammalia; Macroscelidea; Macroscelididae
Gene: CFAP96
Product: chromosome unknown open reading frame, human C4orf47
Exons: 7
Coding region: 1-933 (310 amino acids)
Cellular component (GO): centrosome
Source: RefSeq, a predicted model, not a curated record
AUGCCUGGGGAAGGAGGAAAGUCUGAUAUGGACAGGAUUGGCCUCUUCAGUGAGAUGGAAUAUAUUACUAUUGGGGAUAAAUACGUGUCACCAUUUAGUCGACCUUUUAAUGAGGCUGCAAGCAAAAAUAAACAGAUGCUACCCGGGGGAUCCAAACAAAUGUCAGAUCUCCAGCCAGGUUAUUUUGAGCCCCAUUUUGCAAGGAUUUUUGAAGGUGAAGGUUAUGUUAAUCUGAAUCAAGUGAGACGUCGUCAUAUGAUGGAAGAAGCCAAAAAAAAUCUCGGCAAAGCCUUCCUUCCUAGUAGUGGAGAGAAAAAGCCGUCUGGAUUUGGAAGCUACUAUGGAACAAUAGGUGGCCCCCUCCCAUUCUUCAGUGCACAGUUAACACCCAAAGAAAAAUACCAGCCACCUGGGAAGAACUUAUACACGAGCCCAGGAAAGAAAGGAACUGGAUACGGCUAUGCAAAUCUUACCAUAGGUAAACAACCCGUACACUCUGAUGAUUUCUACGAUGAAGCAAAACUAUCACGGAAGAAAGAGAAUGAGAUACACCAUAAGUUACUUAGAGGGGCACCUUUCAAGUUAAAUUCUUACCCAAAGGACUAUUUUGACAGCAAUCCUUAUUUUUAUGAUAAACCUUUACCACCAAUUAAGAAAGAAGAGAAACCAGCAUCAACUCCAGCCCCCUUUAAGCCCUCUUCUCCUGGUAAAAAGGCUGGUGGCAUGAAGGCAGGAACAUUUGACCCCUACCCUUCACAUUCUGCUGACGUUUAUAUGACUAAACCACCCAAACCAUAUUCCAGCAAAGAGGAAAAGAUUUUUCACCCACCAGGAGGACCAAAAGGCAGACCAGUACAAAGUAUAAUGACUUUAAAUGUCAGAAGGGCACUAAAUAUGAAGAACUACAAGACUGCUUCAGUACAGUCCUAUUAA